Messenger RNA from Danaus plexippus (monarch butterfly), 2187 nucleotides. RefSeq lists its product as uncharacterized. The record is from RefSeq and is a predicted model, not a curated record. The coding region runs from base 407 to 1225 and encodes 272 amino acids. Gene Ontology annotation, biological process: autophagy of mitochondrion; positive regulation of autophagy of mitochondrion. The transcript has a single exon. NCBI's taxonomy places the organism in Eukaryota, Metazoa, Arthropoda, Insecta, Lepidoptera, Nymphalidae. Gene Ontology annotation, molecular function: protein kinase binding.
UUGACAUUACAUAUUUAUUUUUAUUGUUUUACCUUAAAUGCAUAUUUAAGGUAAAACAAUACAUACUCUAAAAGUCGCUUAAAUGUUAAGGUUUCUUUGAAAACAGUAAAUACAUCUUACAAAAUAAAUCAUGUGUGCUUUAUAAAUAUUUAAAGCACAAGCAAAGCAAACAUUAUCAAAAUCUUAAAUACGGCACAAUAAACAAAUUGGAUAAACAAAACGAUUUAGAUAUAUCAUUUUAAGAAACCUUUUUUAGAAGACAUUUUAGAAACUUCAAAACUUAUUAAUCGCAUAUGAAAAUGUGACGUAAGAAUAUGACAGAAGCUCUUAAAAAACACGGAUUAAAUUAUUGAUCAAGGCCUACGCAGUAAUUAAAAAAAAUACGAUAUUGAUUUUCCCAGAUAUAAUGGAACGACUGAACACACAAUGGCGUACAGAAAGAAUACCGCCUCAAUUUCAUCGGACUGUGAACACUUUGAUAGAAACGUUAAUCAAACCAGAUCGUUUGCAAAGAGAUCUGUUCUUUGCCCUAUUGCUUAUUUUAAUGAAGGAAAGCGAUUUCGUUCUCCAAAAAGGGAAUAAAGAUGAUACAGACAUACUCGAUCACAUAGUGCAUUUAAGAAAUAGAGAAAAUGGAAGCCACGAAGCUGAUUUCGUAUUACGAAAAUUUACAUCAACGCCUAUUAAAUUCAUCGCUACAACUGUAUCGGAUUUGAUACUUGUUAAUGCAAUGGUACCAGAAAUAAAUUGCUUUACGCAGUCACUUUGUUUAUUAAAAGAUAAAUAUAUACCACUUACGAUAUUUGGCUUGCCAGAAAAAUUUUCAUAUAUGGAUGAACUGUGUACCUUGUUUAAAGACUAUAUUGUAACACCAGUGAAAAGUACAAUACUCUCCUAUUAUAAUUACUCAAGUGCCAGCCUAAGUGGGCUCCCAUCAAAAUUGGUUUAUGAUAUUUUAAUAGAAUUGUCUAUACGUGAUAUAGUAAAAAUAUCAGAAACGUGUAAAAAAAUUUACAAUAUUGUAAACAGCGACGUUUUCUGGUAUCAUUUAAUGAAAAGGGAUUUUUAUUUACCCCAGAACUUUGAUGGUAGUUGGCAAGUGCUAUAUAUUAAAACAUAUAUAUCGGAAAAAAAUAAGGUUCUAUCUACAGUUACAAAAAAUUUGAAUUCACUGCCGACUAUCGAAGUGCGUGAUUACGAACCUAGAUUUCAAGUUAUUUUAUAAAUCAUGUUCAAAUUUUAUAUAAAAAAAAACCUAUAUAUAUAAAUAAUAAAGGAUAAUAUCCUUUUUGUCUUGUAUAAAGAUCAUAAGAACCAAAAUAAAAAUAAGAAAGAAUAUUGUGAGAAAAGUUAAAAAACCGAGAUGAAUAAAAAUUCCGAGUUGACGGAUUAAAUUAAAGUUAAAACUUAAAACUGGGAUGAUUUAGAACUGAGAGCUUCAAGAAGUUUUUGGCAACACAUACGAAAACUAAACCAAAGUCCAGACUAAUUUUACCAUAGAAAUUUGUAAAAUCUUUAAAAUAAAUUUUCAACAUUAUUUUUAUAAUUCUGACUAACAUUUAUCACAUAUUUAAGGUAAUUGCAUUUUGAUUUUAUCAAUAAGCACUUAUACGAUUGCUAAAAAUAAUGUAAAUUAAUAUAAAACCAAAUGAUCAUUUAUAUUCUAAUGAAUCCGCAGCAGUGCACACUUCCGAUAGUCAAAUUUACAGAGCAUAGAACUAAUUGAAUUGCUCUUAUUAAGUUUUAAUAAAUCUAGUUCAUUUAUUUCAUUUUAGAUAUGACUCACGGAAACCCAUUAAUCUUGUACAAACACCAAUUUAUUAAAUGAAUGUAAAAUAGUCGUACGAAUUCAUCAGUAUUUUGAUACGAUUCAAUUGUCUAUUUCCUACAUAGGAUUGAUAAACUUAAUUGUUAGUAUUGCUAAGCGUUCAUGUAAUUGUAACAUUGUUUAUCUUAUAUUACGGGCAAUUCUAAAAGUUAUUAAAAUAAAAUAAUGGAUACGAAUGAGAAGCAAUAUAAAAUCCCAGAGCAUAUUUGUGCAGACGAGGUCCGGGUUCAGACCAGACAUAUUAUAUAUUCGCGAAUUUUAAAGCGCCUUGUUGUUAUAAAGCUUAUGGUCCCUUGGGACAACGACAUGCCCAAAGAAAAUACCAUCAAGAUCAAGAAGUAUCACGAGCUCACUAACGA